AUGGGUUUGUUUUCGAGGAAACCAUCCAGGAGAGAUGCCCCCGUAUAUUACUAUGUCCAACCGCAGGUGGCACAGCCAGCUCAGCAGCGCGCAGCUUCCAUGAACUCGUUAUCUGGACAAGCGGCCGCGGCGGCUCUUAGAAAGUACCAGACUGGACCCUCUGCUCCCCAACAGCAACCAUUGAGAUCUAAUUCACUGAGUUCAAGAUCGUUCCGAAGCCCGCAACAAAGGAAUUCUUAUAUGAACACUGGAAGGUCCAACUCGUUGACGUCCUCGUCCUCGUAUUAUACACCCCAGCAACAGCAGCAACUACAACAACAACAACAACAAGUGAGGCGCCAACCGUCAAGGUCCAAUUCUUUGAAUUCACAGACUUCACGGACAAAUUCGAUCACCUCGACGACGACAAGACCAGGACCAGAUGGGAACUCCAUAAUACGGACGGUCAGAGAACAGAGUCUGGACGGAAGAACGAAGACUAUAACCAAGCAGACCAUUCAGAAACUAGGCUCUUUCGAAAUUGUUAAAACUACAACUAUCCAAUCAAACAGACUGCCGGUUCAUUCUGCACCUAAUGCGAAUGAAUUGGAAAGUAUUGUUGAGGAGUUUGACGAUGACUUCUACCAGGCAGAAGACGAACUGCCGGAGGUUGCUCCCGCCAUUCCCAAGAAUCAGAGAACGGGCCGCGAGAUAUUUGCAGAUCCUGCUGAGCAUUCUUAUCGUGAUUUGACCAAACCAGCUCCCUCUCCUGUUCGUUCUAUACUGAAGAAGUCCAAUACUUCAUCUCCUGUGGUUCAACAAUCGCCCAUGCUACGCACCCAGAGCGCCAAGAAGACCAGAAUUUCUGACCAAGACAGCGAUUCUGGAGAUUCUGUGUACUCUGAUGCAUUUGAUCUACUUCCUACGAAUCAGAAAGUGACGGAGGACGUUCACUCCAAUGGCAGCUUCAGAAAUUCGGUAGAAUCGGCCAGGAAAAGCGUAAAGAUCAAUGCUGCCCCUCCCUCAAAACGGAAGUCCACAGCUGACGAGACUGAGGAAAUGUACCAGAAGGCGUAUGCAAUUGCUCUGAAGAAGGUAUACGGAGAAGGAGGGAAGCCCCAGCCACAAGCACAACCCCAGACAGCUCCAGCUGUCCCAGGCCGGACCAUGUCCAUGACCUCCAUGGGCAGUCAGGUGAGCAGCCAUCCACACUACCAGCCUUCCAAUCACGCUUUCAAGACGCAUUCGCUCAGAACUGAUAUUCCUGAGAAAACGAGAAAGGACAGCAAGAAGAAGAAAACCCGCGAACGUGAGAUGAAGGACGAAGUCAAGCUCUUGAAGAAGCAGAGAGAGUCGGAUGCUACAGCGCUAAUAAGUGGUCAACCAAUUGAGCCGCACAGACUAUCGGAGCAGAAUGUUCGACCCAUUGAACAGCCUGUGGUGGAGGCUGUUCCUGCUUCAGUGUCUGCUCCCAAGAAGAAGUCCUCGUUUUUCAGCUUCAAGAAAGAUAAGAAACCUAAAAAAGAAGAAAAAAAGGAUAAGAAAAAGGAAAAGAAAGCUGAGAAACCAAGCUACACGGAAGUCGAGCCAGUUUACGCAGAGCCUCCAGCAGAAAGCCGGAGGCAGAGUAUUACAGUUGCGCUUCCAAAUCAUGCUGAACCAAUAGGGAACGCAGAUGUGAACCCCAAUCUGAUUAACGAAAUCAUCCCUGAACCAAGCACCGAUGUCUCACCGGGAUUACAGUUGUCACAAGAUGUUUCGCAAACGGACUCUCAGUUCGAGUCGCUAUCUCAACCGCUCUCUCAAUCGCUUGAACCACGUUAUGAACCACGUUAUGAACCACGCUACGAGCAGAGAACACCUUCAACUGCUAAUACCACUCCACCAAUGCAGGAGGUGGACAACUUGCCGUAUGAGACACAGCAACAGCAGUACUCGCAGUCCCAGGAAACUCCACAAGGAGAUCAGAAGAAUGCGCCGCAAUCACCAAAGAAGGUUGGACGCAAAAUCUUGAGACUGUUCAACUUGGACUGA
Molecule: messenger RNA, 2013 nt
Organism: Kuraishia capsulata CBS 1993
Lineage: Eukaryota; Fungi; Ascomycota; Pichiomycetes; Pichiales; Pichiaceae
Exons: 1
Coding region: 1-2013 (670 amino acids)
Source: RefSeq, a predicted model, not a curated record